UCUUUUCUUUUCUUUUUUUCCUCCCCCGCUGCGCGGCGGAAGGAAAAGCCGCCGAGCUAGCGCGGCGCCCGCGGACGCCCAACCCCGCCUUGAGCCCUGACCGUUGGCGGCUCGGCAUCCCAAAUCAGACGCCUCCUCGCGCUCGGCAAGCGGAAGCCGAGGCGGAGACGGCGAGCAUGGUGAGGGCGCUCGACAGCUAUUCCUCCGUCAGGGACGUCGCCUACAGCUGUGGAUACUGCGGCUAUACAUUAAACUUGAGCUCCACUGCGCGGAACACAGCAAACAUCGGGUCCAAGUAUGGCAAGCAGAUCAGGAAAGGUGUUGUCUCAUUCUUUGCAAUUGAUGAGAGCCGUUUUACACAAACUGAUGAGUUGAGGUGCAUGCCAUACUUCCAUUCAAGCCGUUCAUGGGGCUUCAUCAGAAACAGGACGCGGUUGCUAUGCCGGAAGUGCAGUGGUCAUAUUGGUAGUGCUUAUGAAGAUGAGGAUUCCACCUCGUGCGAGGGCUCAGACGAUCUGGACAUGAGCUCCAAGGGCAGCAGCACAUCCACUCGAAAGAUAUAUGUUAUCAAGAUCAAUGCACUACAGCCCUCAUCAGACGACGACUCUAGUGCUCUCUUCUCAGCGUGAUGGCAAUCUGAAUUCUGAACUGCAGCCAUGUAUGACUUUUCAAGUCUACUCAACUGCAAACAGAUUAAAUGCCGAACCAAAAAGUGCUCAAUAUUGUCAAGACCUUUUUAUAGAGGAAUUUGCUAUCUUUGUUCUGUUUCAGUCAUCUUCCUGCUCAUACUCUAUUAUAGCUCCUCCAUUUCCCUUCUGCAGCAUAGCAGCAGUGUAAAGUGUACAUCUUGACAGGACUAGUGAAUUUUGGUUGUGUUAAUACUGCUGUAAAAUCAUAGGGAUUUUGUGUCUCUUCUGUAACUUGCCUUGCCUCCAGUAUAUUUUCAAUUUUUUACUAUGUUCUUGAAGUUAUCUGCUGAAUUUUGAGACUUUUUCUA
Messenger RNA from Panicum virgatum (switchgrass), 997 nucleotides. RefSeq lists its product as uncharacterized. The coding region runs from base 177 to 629 and encodes 150 amino acids. Lineage: Eukaryota; Viridiplantae; Streptophyta; Magnoliopsida; Poales; Poaceae. The record is from RefSeq and is a predicted model, not a curated record. The transcript is spliced from 2 exons.